This is a messenger RNA of Puntigrus tetrazona (Sumatra barb), 3488 nucleotides long. RefSeq names its product death domain containing 1 (gene dthd1). The transcript has 10 exons. Lineage: Eukaryota; Metazoa; Chordata; Actinopteri; Cypriniformes; Cyprinidae. Bases 271 to 2877 code for a protein of 868 amino acids. The record is from RefSeq and is a predicted model, not a curated record.
CGUUACAGUGUCUGUGCCUCAUUUGGGUCAGAACGAGACAGGACCUAUUCACAGAUGUAGACGUUACUCUUGUUUAGAAUUUCUCGUCACUAAGGGACACUUUUGUUUCCAGUCACGCCUUCUGUUUGCCAUGACGACCCUACUUUACAGGCCUGGCUGGUAAAUACCGGGGUUACAAGCGAGAGAAGGAGAGACGGAGAGAAUAGCUGCAGUGUAUUACCCGCUGUUUCUCUAAUAAUCAGAUCCACCGUUUAUGCUCCAGGGCCCUUGAUGAAUACACUUGAAAAUAUGGUAGAUCCGGCCGACAAAUUAAUACUCUCACAUAACAAUGACCUGAUAGACGUCUUACAAGACACCGCUGAGGAACUGAGAGUGUUACAUCGAGUAAAAGCAAGAGAAGAAACAGGACCUGAGGAUUCCUCUGAUGGCCAAAGACCGGCCGGACUUCACACAAGACUUUUCCGGGUCCUCGGGACAUUUUGUGAGCUUCACACCCAGAGAAUGUGUGCGCUGAGAGAGGUUCUUUGCGGCACAGCAAACACACUCACCGAGUGCAGGACGUACUCUAAUUUGGCGCACACACUCGCAGACACUGAGUCUCGAGAGACAACAGCUGAUGUGGAUGCUUCCUGUGGAUCCCACUUUUACCAAGACCAUGUGGCUGAUGUCGUUCUUAAUGUCCUGGAAGAUGUCCAUGUCAUUGUAAACCAGUUCAGUGUAAUGACCAGGAGGCUCGACGCUGGUAUUGCUUUUCUUGCUGAAGUUAGCGGGGAGAAAGAUGAACCUGCCAGUACCGGAUCUCUGGAUACCGCCGACCGAAUAAAACCCAAAUCAUGUGACAUUAGCAUAGCAACGGACCAGCAUCUUGCCGACGACCAUCUCGAAAGCGUACGGUCUACAGGACUUCCAGAGGAGCGCUGUACUUUGCGUCACAGAAACACUGGGGAAGAGGAAACGGGGUUAGACUCACUCUAUAUCACUUCGGUGACUGACUCCAAGGAGCGCGUGAAUGCGAAUAAUGAGGUGAAAGAAGAAAAAGAGGGAGAGGACAGACAGACAAGCAGAGAAGAAGGGGGUGAAAGACUGUAUACUGUUGGACUCGCAGACGGGACCCGAUCCUCAGAGUCUCCCAGAGUCUAUAUCACCGCCCCACCAGAAGUUACAAACUCCUUGACUUGUGAGGUGGUCGAUGGUCUGAGUUCCCUCAUGGUGUCAGGAUCCGAGGAGCUGGUCAGCAACGUUCUCCGCAUACAAACCUCCAGCCGUGCGCAAUGUCCCUUUCCUCUCACCGUGGCAGUGCCUUUCCAGGCGACUUACCAGGGGAACUACAGGGAGAUCACCGUUAAAGUUGUGGAUCCAGGACAAAGAGUUAGCUAUGUCACUCCGACAUCUACCGAGGGCUUCUAUGGAGGACAAAAGGGUUCGUUUGCAGUGGUCAGGGUGUACUCUUUGGGUGUGUUUGCAGUUCUGUCCCAUCUGAGGACAGAGAGCUUUACGGUUCCCAAGACAGGACUGUCUCUUAAACUCAGUGUGGACUCCAGGAUAUGUCUGGACUAUUUGCCUGGAUCUUUCGCUGCACCAGUUUUCGCUCAAGUGACGGUGCAGCCAGUGGACACCUUUAUUUUAUCCUCUCUGAAACCCAAAAAUGAGUCCUGCCAUACUGCAAUCACCUCAACCCCUUUACUUUACUUAAGCCAUCCAUCAACUCUUAAACUCAGACAACCUUUGACACUUAGCCUGCCCUGUCCUCUCAUUUCUGACAAGAGAAGAGCUGGAGAAGAGACAGACAGACCCACUCAGGCAUCAGGCACUCUCUCACCCCGACAGAUCAAGGUCGAUCGUGCUUCAGUAAAGACUCAUAAAGAGCAGCUUGCCCUGCUGGGCUGGACAGAGAGCCGGUGGAAGGUUCUGGAUGAAGUCACGGUUAAGAACGUACAGAACAGCUUGGUCAGUUUUGAGCUACCAGAGACCUACGAAAGGUUAAUAGUCCUUCGCCUUCAAUCCCCGGUAAAAUCUUCCUACCUGAUUUCAUUAGUUGAAGAACUGGAAGAAGCUAUAAAGAGCUGCUCGGUCACUGUUGUGCUCUGUCAUGAGCGUCUGGACCCCAGCGGUGCGGUCGUGGCCAUCCUGCCCAGCAGAGAUGUUAGCUGGGCUUUGUCUGAACUCCAGGCCCUGGGUUACUGCGGCCCUCCAGAGCCAUCGUCUCAACUCUCCAUGAAGGAGGGAGAACCGCUGCUGCUCCGGUUCAGCGGGAAUAUAACUUGCAAUGAGCCCGCAGGCAAGGAACAGACAGAUUCGUACGUAAACACAUUCCACAACCAAAGAAGGAACCGACUGUAUUUCAAAUUAAAAGAAGUGGACCCCUUCGGCAACUACAGCUCUCUUCACUACAAGGGUGUAAUCAGUUUAUUUAAGGUUGCCAAAGAAGAGCUGAUCUGGAACGGUGACAGGGCGGCCGUGUCUAAGGACUGUUCUCUGGAAGAGCCUGUUUGCCAGCUGCCGCUCACUCUGCCCAAGAAUCCAAGAACAGUCUUUCAACCUGUGAGCGUGAAGGUCAUGCAGAACAGCCAAACAGGUCUUUGUCUUCCAGAGCCUCUCUCAGAUGGGCUGUUAUCGUGGCUCUGCGGGGAGCUCACUGAGGACGAUGCAGCACUUCUUGUUAUGUCUCUCCGUCUCCGUCGCUCCACUGUCCAGAUCGCUCGACUCCGUGCCCCGCACAGCCUCUCACAACAGGCCUUUCACAUUCUGAUGGCUUGGAGACGGGGCCUUCCUUCCUCGACUGUGAAAUGCCCCGUGCUGGCUCGCUGCUUGACCCGCGCGGGGAGGCCUGACCUCGCCAGAGAGCUUCUGCUCAGGGAAGCUGCAGGAGAAACGUGAAAACCGGUCAACCAGUCAACCAAAAUAAAUGCUCAAAAAGGAGCCUUGCGAUGCACAGAGGGACUGUGGCGCCACUGAAUCCAUAUGAAUCUGAUAUGAGAACAUAACAGAACAAAAAUAUUAAAUGUCGCCACAUUAAAAUGUACACUGCUUUUCGAAAAGCUGCAUUUCUUUGAUCAAAAAUACAGUAAAGCCAUGAAUAGUGUUAUUUCUAGAAAAGCUGAAUUUUCAGCAACCAUUAUUUCAGUCUUUAGUGUCACAUGAUCCUUCAGAAAUCAUUCUAGUAUGCUGACUUGAAAACAUUUCUCAUAUCUACCAAUGUUAAAAACACAUUUCUUAAUAUUUUUGUGGAAACAUUAUUUUUUUAAUUCUUUGAUUAUAUUAUCAAUUAUAUUUUUGGUUAUUAACAACCAUUUAUUUGAGGUUAAAAAAUAUUUUAACAUUAUAAUGCUCUUUUUGUGACUUUUUAACAAUGCAAUGCAUCCUUGCCGAAUAAAAACAUUAUUUCUUUCAAGAAACUAACUGACCUUUGAACAUCAACCUUGAUAUGGAUUACCUGCAAAAGACAGUCUCUUGCUCAAAAUCCUUAGUUCAUCUUUCAAAAAUAAACA